Ostreobium quekettii is the source of this 2487-nucleotide messenger RNA. Lineage: Eukaryota; Viridiplantae; Chlorophyta; Ulvophyceae; Bryopsidales; Ostreobiaceae. The record is from the annotation of a GenBank genome assembly.
AUGCCCGGCCCCAUAGGCGCCUGGGUGGCCGGCCUGGUGCCGCUGAUCAUCGACCUGUGGUCCGGCACGCGCGGCGCGGCGGUGUGGGCGCUGGGCUGGUGGCGCCGGCGGGUUUACAAUCCCUCGGCGGAGUACGCCGUGGACACCACGGUGGCAUGGUUCGAGGAGACGUCGAAGUCGCUGCUGAGGGAGGUGAUCCACGGCGCCGGCCGGCUGGCGAACGGCUUCUUCACGCUGCUGGUGUCGUUGGUGGACCGGGAGUGGGGGGGGAAGGGCCGGAGGGGGAGGGCGGGAGGGGCGGAGGCCGCGGGAUGGGAGAGCUGGAGGCCGAGCACGUUCAACUGGCUGAUCGAGCGUGACCACUCGGGCGGAAACGGCAGAGGCAUCGAACCUGACCAAAAGGCUGGGAGAUCCGGCCGUUCUAACCAAAGCCAAUCGACUUGGUCAAGGUUUUGGCCCUCCUGGUUGUGGGGCCCCAAGGGACGCCGUACCUCAGCCGCAAGGGCCCAGCCGCUGCGCUCCUUCGCCUCACUGUUUGAUGGGAACCAUGGCAUCAAUUUCUCCCUGAGAGGCGUCCGACGGCGUGGCUGGGUGGAGGACCUUCAGAUAGGCUCAGAGUUGUACAUAAGCGCAUUCUUUGACCUUAUCCGCCGUGCUGUGAGGUGGCUGCUCAUGUUGCCUCCCCCGAUUGCGAUGGCAGCACCAUCUCCAAGGCCCGACCUGGUCCGCUGCAUGAGCGCAGGACGAGGGCUGAGUGACGCCCUGUCCUACAAGAGCCCCCGCACCGGCGGGCCCCGGCCCCACCUCAAGCGCUCCCGCUCCCUGUGGGGCCGCAUGGACGCCCUGCCGGAGACGCCCAUCACCGCCGCCCACGUCAUCCGCAACGCGGGCUACCCCCUCCAGGAGCACAAGGUCACCACCCAGGACGGCUACAUUCUCCACCUGCAGCGACUGCCCCAGCGCAAGUCGCGCAAGGCCGUCUUCUUCCAGCACGGCAUCAUGGACACCUCCCUGGGCUGGGUGCUCAACGGUGUGACCGGCUCCUUCGCCUUCUCGGCAUUCGACCAGGGCUUUGACGUGUGGCUGGGCAACAGCCGGGCCAACCCCCCCCGGCGGCAUGCCGACCCAAGGGUGGAGCGCGGCACGAAGUACUGGGGCUACACACUGAACGAGUUGGGCCUGUACGAUGUGGGCUCCCAGUUGGAGUUCAUCCACAACCUGAAGUGUGCGGAGCUGGGCGACGCAGAGGAGGAACUCCGUCGAUGGAGGGCAGAGUACGGGAUGCAGCGUCAGUCGGUGGACUUCAGGCUGACACCCAGGGCGCAUGGGGCGGAUGAAUCCGAGGAAGGGCGGCCUGGAGGGGUCAAAAGGUCGCGGAGGGUGAACAGCGACGGGCAGCUGGCGGCUCUGGUGGGGGAGGGGGAAGGAGAAGGGGGCGGGGGGCCUGGCAGCUCGGGCGGGGUUCCAGAAGGGGGAAAGGGAUUGGCCGGGAGGGCGCCCGACAGCGCAAGGGGGAGGGUGGACUGCGGCGGCAAAUCGAGGCGGGUCGACGGGCUGGUGAGGCGAAGGGGGAAGGGGGUCACUUGGGCACUGGAAGACCGGGAAGGGGGUGAGCCGGGGAUGGGGGGGCGGGAGGCGGAGGGCAAGGGGACCGCAUGUGUCCUGGCCAGUGGUGGGGGCAAAUGUUGGGAAGAGGGGGAGGCGGCGAUGGCGCGUUGGAGCGGGCCAAAGGAGAUGCCCUACACCCUGAGGGCGGUGGGCCACAGCCUGGGCGGCGCAUCGCUGCUGGUGCACCUGGUGAUGGCCCUGCGCUCCGGGCGCAGCCACAACCUGAGCCGCCUGAUCCUCCUGUCCCCUGCGGGCUUCCACCACCGCAUCCCGCUCCUGGCCUACCCCUUCAUGUGGUCCCUGCCGCCGCUGGCGUGGCUGUGGACACGGGUGUUGGGGCGGCCGGGCGCAGCGGUGCACAUUCCCACCCAGCAUGGCCGCCUGGUGAUCUUCAAGGCACUACAGGAUGCCCUGCGGUUCCCGGCCCUUGCAGCGAUCGUCAAUCGGGUAAUCCGGCUCAUUCUUGGUGGGGACUCCAGUCCCUGGGAGGCCGCCAUGCAGAUUCCGCAUUUCGGGGUGCACUCGAUGCCUGGCAUCUCCAUGCACACAGCCCUCCACCUCAUCCAGUUGGUGAGGACGGGCCGCUUCCGCAUGUACGACUACGGCAGCCCAGACGAGAAUGUGCGCCAAUAUGGAACGCCUGAGCCCGUGGACGUCGCGGCCGAGUACGGGCGCAUAGACGUGCCCGUGGACCUGGUGGCCGGCACCAAGGACGGCGUGGUGCCCACCUACAACAUCCGAAUGCACAUGCAGAGCAUGCUUGACGCGGGCGUGGAGGUCACCUACAAGGAGUUCGACUACAGCCACCUGGAGUUCUCGCUCACAGUGAAGGAAGACCUCAUGGCGUACGUCAUCGAACGGCUGAACAAGGACCAGUGA